AUGGGAGGCAUCUGAAGCAACUAUAACUAUCAAACUUGGAGCGAUACUCGGGAUACUCAAGGUGAUAGUUAUUCCAUUAAGCCCAUCCAGCCAAGGAAGCAGAGUAGUAACAAUUCUACUGCUACCGACAUGAUUCAAAGUGAAAGGACCAGCAACAAUCAAUCUAAAUAUGAGAAAGUUGACUUCUGCCUAUGGACCUCUACGAAUAGCCCACCCACUGCUGACAAGAAGAGGUUUGAAGAAUUGGCUAAGAAGAAAGUAAAAGCUGCAUUGAAAAUAAAAGGUCUUAAGAAACAAGCAGCAUCAGGCAGAAUGUAUCUAGCAUUAAGACGAUAAUU
This is a messenger RNA of Moneuplotes crassus, 338 nucleotides long. The record is from the annotation of a GenBank genome assembly. NCBI's taxonomy places the organism in Eukaryota, Ciliophora, Spirotrichea, Euplotida, Euplotidae.